AUGAACAAUCUUUCUCAGGGAUAAUUAGUUUAGUUGUCAGUGAAUUAUGAAAAAAUGAAUUGUGUUUAUGAAGAAUUUAAUUUGAUGAAAUAAGUGAUUUAAUUUUAAUAAGAUCUUGACCAUAACGAAAGAAGUUUAUUAGCUUAUGCUUCUGAUACUAUUUUACGUUAAAAAAUAGUAACUUUAGAUUAAUUGAAAGAGUUAGAAAAAUAAUCUGAAUUUUCAAAUAUCAAUAAAAAAAAAUAUUUUGAUAGCUACAAAUAAACUGUAAUUGAUGAACUUUUUAAACUGUUUAAAGAAAUUCAAGAAGUGUUAGAUCAUCUUUUGAGUAAAGAAAAUUUGAAAAUAAGCUCUAAAGUUUUUUACUUAAGACUGAAGGGUAGAUACCAUAAGUAUUUAGCUAAUUGUAUUGAGCAAGAAGAUUUGAAAAAUCUAUCAAUCUAUUGUGCUUUUUUGUUUUUAUCUUAAAGCUUUGAGUUAGCACAAUCAUUAAGACCUUGCCAUUACUAUAGGUGGGCUAUAGGAGUAAGUUUCUCUAACUUUCAUUAUGAUUAUUUUAAUGAUUUAGAAAAAGCAUACAGAAUUGCAAAGCAAACUUUUGAAGAUAUGAUUAAUAUUUGUUUUUAUCUUGAUUGUAAUAGCGAUUAUAAAUUAACAGAUUUAGAAAAUACCAUUAAAAAUAAUUAUGAGUUUUAUAAGGAGAAAUUUGAGUAAGCUGAUAAAAAUUAAUAAAUUUAAAUAAAUCAUUUAAUAUUUUGA
Tetrahymena thermophila SB210 is the source of this 759-nucleotide messenger RNA. RefSeq names its product 14-3-3 family protein 14-3-3 beta/zeta. The record is from RefSeq and is a predicted model, not a curated record. The transcript has 2 exons. NCBI's taxonomy places the organism in Eukaryota, Ciliophora, Oligohymenophorea, Hymenostomatida, Tetrahymenidae. Gene Ontology annotation, biological process: signal transduction. Gene Ontology annotation, cellular component: cytoplasm.